This is a messenger RNA of Mya arenaria, 4738 nucleotides long. RefSeq names its product hemicentin-2-like. Gene Ontology annotation, molecular function: cell adhesion molecule binding. The record is from RefSeq and is a predicted model, not a curated record. NCBI's taxonomy places the organism in Eukaryota, Metazoa, Mollusca, Bivalvia, Myida, Myidae. Gene Ontology annotation, biological process: cell-cell adhesion. The transcript has 15 exons. Gene Ontology annotation, cellular component: cell-cell junction. The coding region runs from base 67 to 2994 and encodes 975 amino acids.
AUUCAGCUUAACAUUUGUAAGAUAAAACACACAUAUGUGAAAUUGAUAACGAAAUGUUAUACUGUCAUGGUUAUUGAAACCUUCAUAGUGAUCUUUGUGAUAAUGUUAGUGCAUAGGAUACAUUCAGGUGCUGAAGCCCAGGUUAUCACGUUAUCUCCGAGCUCUCCCACCGUGACACAGUACAGUCCUCUGACACUGACCUGUGAAGCACUAAGCACAAACACAGAAUAUGUAAUAUGGAAUAGGCGCGAAAGAAGUAAUUCUGCUUUCGUUGUCGGAACGAUCUACAUAACUGGUGACAACAACUGUUCUCCUCCAAUUGUUGAGUUUGCACCAAACUCCACACUAUACAACUACGCCUGUCCUGCUACAAACAGACUCACGCUUACAAUUAGGAACGUGUCAAGGACGGAGAACGGGGACAGAUGGAGUUGCCAAGUUCAAGUCGACGGAACACAAGCAAACAGCCUGGAAGUAGCAAUUACAGUGCAAGUUGGCAUUACUGAUGUGACUUUAUCUCCUGGAACCGACCCUAUCAACGUGAUAGUCAAAACCAAAACGACUUUGCAGUGCCGAACAUCGGGUGGGUUACCUGCUGCCUCGGUCAAAUGGUUCAUCCAAAGGUCAGGCCAGGUGCAGGACGUAACUUCGCUCUCGACAAACACGUACAAAGAGGAGGAAAACCUCAACGUGACUCGGAGCACACUUAACUACACACCUGUAAAAGCUGACCAGAGUGGCCAGAUAUACUGUUCAGCAAACAAUGUGGGAGUUGUGAAGAAUUCUGCAAAGCAAUCCAUGAAUGUAUUAUAUGGACCUGACCGACCGCUGUGUAAAACAAACAACUUCAACAUUACGUCAGUAUUGAAGGUUAUUAUUGGUACCAUGUUCACCAUCUCCUGCACAGUUGACAGUAAUCCAGCGCCAUAUUCGUACCAGUGGUCACCUUCCGUAGGGAGCAGUCAACAGUUAGGCUUCACAAACAUACAGAGGAUACAGGCCGGAGAGUACACACUUCAGGUUUCGAACAGAAUGACUGUCACUGGUAGUAGCAGUAAAGUGAAUGGCAGUAACACGACGUCUUUUACAGUGGAUGUUUUGUUUCCCCCUGCGGUGCCAACAAUACAGAUGGACGGUAAAGAGGUCACAGGUACGGUCAUGGUCAUCGAAGGUAACCACAAGGCUUUCAACUGCAGCACCGAAAGUAACCCGCUCAGUAACUUUAGCUGGACGUACCCACGAGGCUCUAAUUCUAAUAACAUCUUGCGAGUGAACAACUUCCAGUCAGGGUCCUACGACGGCGAUUACACGUGCCAAGUUCAGAACCGAAUGGAACCAUCGUUUGGCAAUUCAAAGGAGAAUGUAUCCAGGGCAACUGUAUCAAUCGAUGUUUUGUAUGGCCCAAAAAUUGGGAAUCUGCAAAACAUCAGAAGAGUCCGCGGGGAAAGUCUUGUUUACAAGUGUUUGUACACACCGGGCAAUCCUCCAAUUGUUGACUUUGAGUGGACGAGGUCCGGAACAGGCAUUUCUUGGGCCAAACAAAUUACACAGAACUUGACCAUUCCAAACCUGCAGCGUCUUGACGAGGCCAGGUACACGUGCAAGGUGUCAAGCCUUCUCCGGCCAACGUUGACAUCAGCGACGACCACACGAUAUGAUACUGCAACAUUUUAUCUUGAUAUUCUUUAUGGGGCGGAAAAUUUGGUUUUACUAUUCAACAACGUUUCCCACGCAUCUGUAGAAAUUGAUGAACAUUCAUCAAACCAUAUGCGAUGUUUGCUAGAAAGUGAUCCCGGUUCGGAUAUGACCCUUACAAAAGAUGGUAAAACGAUAAUUACAAGAUCUGGAGUAAAUCAACUUACACAUGGAAUACAGGCUGAAUGUUCGGACGCUGGAGUGUAUACAUGUUCUGGAUACAACCAGUAUGGAGCGGCGGAUAACGCGUCAGUUCAGCUAUUUGUAAAAUGUUCCACCAGACCGCCACCUGGAGUUGAAGUACAGCUUAAAGUCACUGCCCGCCUACAUGGAAACUCAACUCUAGUCUAUGAAAUAGUCGCGUAUCCUGUGCCCAAGCCUUCACUAUUUGUUUGGAUGCGGUGUACAAAUCGCAGUUCUUGUGAAAUUUUGCGGGAUGAAAUAAACAAGUUUGAAAUUAACACAGAAGGUCUUUUAAGUACACUAACGGUACUGAACGUUCAGAUGGAAGAUUACAGAAUGUACCAAUUUUCGGUGUCUAACGGAGUUGGAGAUACUCUAGUUGAAUGGUUUCAUCUUAGACCCAUCGCUAAACCUGAUUCACCAACGGACUUCCAUGUCAUUGAAGAUACAAUAAGGGAGACAUUUGCUGUUUUGACCUGGAUCCCGGGUUUCAACAAUGGCGCUCCUCAAAAAUUUCACAUUUCCUAUUGGAAACUGGUCGAUGGCACCGGUUUUAUAACACAAACUGUAAAACAAGACUAUAAAACAGUGAUGUAUUACACAGUUGAAUAUUUAGAACCCGGAACCGAGUACAUUGUUUCUCUCUUUGCGGCAAAUGGAGAAGGCUCUACUGCAUCGGUGAACGCUACUUUUCAAACACUUGAUCGUAUUUCCGUUGAUACAAAGCAGAGUCAUUAUGCUGUACCUGUCAUCGGAGGGGCGACUGGCGGUAGUAUUGGAGCGAUCGUUGGCAUAGCUGUCUUCGUUGUCCUUCUCAGACGGAAUUACACAAUAAAUUGCAAGAUUUCAAGAAAAAGAGAUGAUCAUGCUGAGCCUUGCAUUGCAGACGAUCUCGGAUGCAAUCAAGCCCAAACCGACGUGGCCAUGUCCAUGACAACGGAUACAAGAGUUUACGAUGCGCUAAAUACUGUAGGCAACGGACCUGAUAAUACGCGCGUGUAUUCGUCGAUUGAAGAGUCAAAAUCAAAUACUCAGAUAUACUACGAGAAUGUAAAAAAAGAGAAUCCCGUCUUCAAGAACAACGAGGUGAAUUCACCGGUUCAGACAGAGCUUUAAGAAAUACAACCAAAGUCUAAACUAUUCGACUUUACAUUAUUAUUUGAUGGAUAUUACGAACUGCUUCUAGUGACUUUAGUUAAAAACGAUCAGGAAAGUGACAUAAAAAGCAUAAAAUAAUUAUUGUAUCCAUCCCAUAAUUAAAUAACAAGUUCUUUGAUGUGAUAUUUAAUUACACAUAACGAUUUAAUGUACUGUUGUUGUUUUUUUCAAAUUAUGCAGUUAUACAUUGUGCUUUGUCGGUAUACCUUUCUGGCUUAUUGUAUUUUGUGGUUCUUGUUUGUGACGUCUGGUAUGCAGCCUUAUGUAAAAAAGAAGGAAAAUAAUGGAGCAAGAAUGAGGUUGAGCGCUCACUAACUGGUUUAAAACUCACAUAAACUCUUGUUCAAGGAUCGACAUAGGGCGGUACCUGAACGUUUGCUAGUACGCAAAUAUAUAUGCAUGUUUUUUAAUAUGUCUGAAUAAUUUUGUUCAUAAUGGUUAGCUUUGACCGUGUGUUUUCAACAAUUUCCUGUAUUUGUUUGUUAUUUUUCUAUAAGACUUAUCCCUGCAUUUUUAGUUGUUUUGAUUUUUUAUAUAAGUAAUAGACAAACCAAAAAUAUUUGUUUUUUUAUUAACGGUUACUACCAUAAAGCAUUCACACUUGCAUAUGGUCAAACCUAAAUAUUUAAAUCAUUUGCGUAGUGCAAAGGAGCGCUAUCGAGAGUACAUUCUUAACAUGGAAGACAAACGAAACAAGCUGAUUGAACCAACAGCUAUGCACAGCUGCAAAAGUAAAGCUAAAAGUAAAAAAAAAAAUCAAUGACUGCUUUGCGCUUCUACAUGUUUUUAUAAUCUAAUUUGGAUAUUAUAUGCAGUUUAAGAACAAGUCAAUUGUUGUAAUAUAUAUAUGGUUAUGCUUAAUUAACGAAUGAUAGUGGUACUCAGUUCGAAAUGAUUUAUAAUGUUUAUGCUGAUUUGCUAUUGCGUUUACAUUUCAAUUUGUAAAACAGUAUAAUAUUAGAAAAAAUGUUUUCUUCUCUUAUCUUUAGGUUUCAAAUAUUGUUAAAUCAAUUUUAACGUCUGUACAUAAUUUGAAGAAAAAAUAUAUACUUACUUUUGCAUUUGAACAAUUACUAUUCAAUAAAUAAUCGCUGAAGUGAAAGCUAUAGUAACAUAAUAUAGUCGGAAAUUAUCAAUGCAAUGUUGUCAACUUUCCCCCUAGAUACUGAAUUUGUGUUCUUAUGAUAAGCCUGCAUUGUCAACUAGCCUUUAGGAUUAAUUUUAGGUAUGUUUGGAUCUCUCAGGAUGUUGGGGAUGUAAAAUGUUUGUAUAUAUUUCCAAGUAGCAUAUUACUGAUUGCAUGACGUAGAACUGGCACAACGAUAUAGGCAUAUCCUCCUGUUGUGACACUAACAAUUAUCUUUAACCGCGUUUAGUUCAACCGAAAUAUUCAAUAAAUAUAUCAAUUAAUUGUGACCGUAGACACAUAUUGAUCAAAGGACCCUUCUUCAAAGAUAGGACGAACACUAGUACGUUUUAAAUGUUCAAAUCAUAAAUAAAUAAAAUACUGAAUUGGGCAAAAAUCAUAAUGUGUAUCGCAAUGACUGAAUUUGUUUGAGUUGUUUCAAAAUUCACAAGUUAUUGAAAUGAGCGUAUUUCCAUACCAGUUCCCCCUUAAAGUGGAAAUAAACCAUAUCUUAAAAUGGUACAAUAGUUAGAGAAUUCAAACGUUUAAUAAUCUUGUUGUAAUAAUAAAUUCUUU